GUAUGUCCACAUACUGCCCUGCCCCCCUUUCUCCCUCUCGUGCACGCACACACGCGCUACGACACACACACACAAACAUGGCGUCCUCUGUUUCACCGCUACGCUCCUCCUUCAGGAUUUGUAGCCCGUUAACGUUACACCAUCACUGCUGUCGGGCCAAACUGCGGAUGCACAGAAAAUGCGAGAGUCAAAGGAGACAUCUACACCAGUCGGCGACCAGGCACGCCGCCGUGGUGAUUUCCGGGACAGAGUUGGCUCGUCAGCUCCACAGAGAAAUCCAGCGUGAUGUGGAAGAGCUGGUAGCUCAGGGCAACAUGAGACCCCACCUAGGAGUGGUCUUAGUGGGGGACGACCCAGCCAGUCGUACCUAUGUUAGAAAUAAGACCCGGGCAGCCAGCAUCCUGGGUAUUUCGAGUGACACAGUGGUGCGGCCUAGCUCGGUCUCCCAGGAGGAGUUGCUGGAGCUUAUUGACAAGAUGAACCGCGACUGGAGGGUCAGCGGCCUGUUGGUGCAGCUGCCACUUCCCGAGCACAUAAAUGAGCGAGCAGUAUGUAAUGCCAUCGCUCCAGAGAAGGACGUGGAUGGCUUCCAUAUUGUGAAUAUCGGAAAGCUGUGUCUGGACCAGAGAUCCAUGGUGCCUGCCACACCUGCAGCUGUCUGGGAGAUCAUCAAAAGAGCAGGUAUUGAGACAGUGGGAAAGAAUGUGCUGGUCGCUGGUCGCUCCAAAAAUGUUGGAAUGCCCAUUGCAAUGUUGCUGCACACUGAUCGCAACCAUGAACGCCCCGGGGGUGAUGCCACGGUGACCAUUGCCCACAGAUGUACGCCGAAGGAACAACUGAAGGAGAUAACCAGCCUGGCUGACAUCAUUAUUGCAGCUGCAGGUGUUCCUGGACUGAUUACAGCAGACAUGGUGAAAGAAGGUGCAGCAGUCAUCGACGUGGGCAUAAACCGCAUCCAGGACCCGAAAACAGGGAAACUCAGACUCAUCGGUGACGUGGACUUUGAGGGAGUGAAGGAGAAAGCAGGUUUCAUCACACCUGUUCCCGGAGGCGUGGGUCCGAUGACAGUUGCCAUGCUGAUGAAGAACACUGUGACUGCUGCCAGAAACGCACUGAUGCAUUAAACACACACAUUAUAAAGCCAUUUGUUUUGUUCAAUGAUAUACAGUACAAACAGUGUUUGCGCGCGCACACACACACACACACACACACACACACACACACAUCAAUUAAUUUAGGUUUAUGCACACAUACACACACUUUUAUUUAAAAAUCCAUGAGCUCAAUACUCCAUACCUGCUGGCAAACUUACUUGAUAUGUACUUUGUUUAUAUUUUGAAUUUGUUCAUUUAUUUAUUUAAAUUAUUUAUUUCAGAGUUCACUUUUUAAGAAUUUAGAUUAAUAUUUUUUCUACUGAAGUCGUUUUGGUUCAUUUUUGAACAUCCAGAUUCACUGGAAAAUGAAUAUUAAAUAAAAAAUAUUGCUGUGCCAAUA
Molecule: messenger RNA, 1494 nt
Organism: Siniperca chuatsi (mandarin fish)
Lineage: Eukaryota; Metazoa; Chordata; Actinopteri; Centrarchiformes; Sinipercidae
Gene: mthfd2l
Product: methylenetetrahydrofolate dehydrogenase (NADP+ dependent) 2 like
Exons: 8
Coding region: 3-1124 (373 amino acids)
Biological process (GO): tetrahydrofolate interconversion
Cellular component (GO): mitochondrion
Molecular function (GO): methenyltetrahydrofolate cyclohydrolase activity; methylenetetrahydrofolate dehydrogenase (NADP+) activity; methylenetetrahydrofolate dehydrogenase (NAD+) activity
Source: RefSeq, a predicted model, not a curated record